AGGGCUGGGAGGGCGGUAGCAGCGGGCGGGAUGGGUCCUCGCCGCCGGUUUUGCUGAGACUCGCUCGCGUGGGCUGCCAGCGGCGGGCCCGCAGUGGCCGCGGCGGCAUGAAGGGCGCUCUGGGGAGCCCCGUGGCCGCGGCCGCCGCAGGCGCCGCGAUGCAGGAGAGUUUCGGCUGCGUCGUGGCCAACCGCUUCCACCAGCUGCUGGACGACGAGUCGGACCCGUUCGACAUCCUGCGCGAGGCCGAGCACCGGCGCCAGCAGCAGCUGCAGCGCAAGAGGCGCGACGAAGCAGCGGCGGCGGCCGGGGCCGGCAACCGCGGCGGCAGGAGUCCGGCCGGGGCCUCGGGCCACAGACCUGGCGCGGGCGGCGGCCGGAGGGAGUCCCAGAAGGAGCGCAAGAGCCUCCCGGCCCCUGGCGCGCAGCAGCCGGACAGCCCCGGGGGCGGCCCGCUGCCACCCGGUACGCGCGCCCCGCCGGGCACCUGGGCACCCCCGGGCCAGAAGCGAGCUCCUAGAAGAGGGGAGCAGCAGGGAUGGAAUGACAGCCGGGGGACGGAGGUGACACUUGACAGAGCAGAGCGGAGAUCCUACAGGGAAUAUCGACCCUAUGAGAGCGAGAGACAGGCAGACUUUACAUCUGAGAAGUUCACGGAUGAAAAACCCAUUGACAGGUUUGAUCGAGACAGACCACUGAGAGGCCGUGGAGGCCCAAGGGGGGCCAUGCGAAGCCGAGGCAGAGGCGGCCCCGGGAACAGAGCUUUUGAGGGUUUUGACCAGAGAGGGAAACGAGAUUUUGAGAGAGCAAUCAGAACUGAAGACAACAUGGGUGGCUGUGGAAUUCGAACUUGGGGAUCAGGCAAAGAUACCAGUGACGUGGAGCAGACUGCACCAAUGGAAGAGACCACAGCGGUGGAAGAGUCCCCAGGCCCCCUGGAGGAGGAAUCUCCAGCCAAAGUUCCUGAGUUGGAGUUAGAAGAGGAAACUCAAGUUCAAGAGAUGACCCUUGAUGAGUGGAAAAAUCUUCAAGAACAGACAAGACCAAAGCCUGAGUUUAACAUCCGGAAACCUGAGUCCACUGUCCCUUCCAAAGCAGUGGUGAUACACAAGUCCAAAUAUAGAGAUGAUAUGGUAAAGGAUGACUAUGAAGAUGAUGCCCACGUUUUCCGGAAAGCAGCCAAUGACAUCACAUCCCAGCUGGAGAUUAAUUUCGGUAACCUCCCUCGUCCUGGGCGUGGAGCCAGAGGUGGCACACGGGGAGGCCGGGGAAGGAUCAGAAGGGUGGAGAACUACGGACCCAGAGCAGAAGUGGUGACACAAGACGUUGCUCCCAACCCAGAUGACCCUGAGGACUUUCCUGCUCUGGCCUGAGAGAGCCCUAUUUCCCUAGCAAGCUACAACAGCAUUGGCAUACCUAUGAAGAGACUUUUCUUGGUGUGGGGAAGAGAGUCAGACUCUAAGAACAAUAGAUGUUGCUCUUUCCCGUUUA
Molecule: messenger RNA, 1491 nt
Organism: Lynx canadensis (Canada lynx)
Lineage: Eukaryota; Metazoa; Chordata; Mammalia; Carnivora; Felidae
Gene: HABP4
Product: hyaluronan binding protein 4
Exons: 8
Coding region: 108-1373 (421 amino acids)
Biological process (GO): positive regulation of translational initiation; positive regulation of RNA splicing
Cellular component (GO): cytoplasm; nucleus
Molecular function (GO): RNA binding
Source: RefSeq, a predicted model, not a curated record